Molecule: messenger RNA, 7989 nt
Organism: Gasterosteus aculeatus aculeatus (three-spined stickleback)
Lineage: Eukaryota; Metazoa; Chordata; Actinopteri; Perciformes; Gasterosteidae
Product: protein unc-13 homolog A
Biological process (GO): dense core granule priming; presynaptic dense core vesicle exocytosis; synaptic vesicle priming
Cellular component (GO): plasma membrane; synaptic vesicle membrane; neuromuscular junction
Molecular function (GO): diacylglycerol binding; calcium ion binding; phospholipid binding
Source: RefSeq, a predicted model, not a curated record
GAGGAGGAGGAGAUAUCACUCCUGUGUGACUCGCGCUGUCAAAAGACCAACAGCUCUGCAGCUACAGACCCGGCGGUUCCGACAUGACGCUAAUUGGUUUCCGGUACCAUUUAGGGUAACGGGUGGGCGGUUUGAUUAUUUUUUUUUCCCAUCCUUUUUUUUUUUUUUUUGUAACCAAGAGAACGAACGGGACCGACCAAACAAAUCACGGAGCACUCGGUGGAGGACGGCGGGGUACGGCUCACACCGAAUCAGAGAUGUCCCUGCUGUGUGUGGGAGUGAAGAAAGCCAAGCUGGAUGGACCCCAAGAGAAAUUCAACACUUAUGUGACUCUAAAGGUACAAAAUGUGAAGAGCACAACCAUUGCUGUCAGGGGCAACUUGCCCAGCUGGGAGCAGGACUUCAUGUUUGAAAUUAACCGCUUGGACCUGGGUCUGACAGUGGAGAUGUGGAACAAAGGGUUGAUCUGGGACACCAUGGUUGGCACCUUGUGGAUUCCCCUCCAUAACAUCCGACAGUCAAAUGAGGAAGGUCCGGGGGAAUGGCUCACGCUGGACUCUCAGGUCAUCAUGACUGAUAAUGAGAUCAGUGGCACCAAAGAGCCCACUCUCCACCUGGUGCUACUCGACACGCGCUUUGAACUGCCCCUGGAUAUCCCCGAGGAUGAGGCACGAUACUGGGCUAAAAAACUGGAGCAGCUCAAUGCCAUGAGGGACCAAGAUGAGGAGCAGGAACGCCCUCUACGAGUACCAGGAACCCAGUGCUGUAACUGGAGUCUAUGGGGAGACCAACAAAAUGAAGACCCAGACAGUGCUGUGGACGACAGGGACAGCGACUAUCGCAGUGAAACCAGUAACAGCAUCCCCCCUCCCUACUACAGCACGUCCCAGCCCAACGCCUCCGUCCACCAGUACCCCAUCAGCCAGCAGCACCGCAGCUCCAGAAGCCUCUCUUUCCCGCGCUCUGGCGUCAGCCAUGACCUCGACUACCAACCUCAGAGGACUGUCAGUCCGUCGGGGAGCUACGCGUCGUCUGCAGAGCUGAGUCGGGGCAGCAGUCAGCUGAGCGAGGAGGACUACGUUGUUGAGUAUGGAGAGAGGGACCCCUACGACGAGAACGACUCUUACCACUCCUGCCACUCCUCGGUCAGCUACAGUAAAGGCUCCCCGGACUGGGACCCCGAUGAGACCCAGGGAGCCUACAGCGAUGAGGGCGGAUACAGCAAAGACGGAGGAGAGGAGGCGGCUCUGUACGAGGAGGAUGACGGAGCACUGUACGAAGGAGAAGAGGGGGGCCUCUACGAGGAUGAGGAGAUAAUGUACGAUGAGGAUGAUUUGUACAACUUGGACGGGACGCUCAGCGAGGACAUGGAGCCUCCGUUCACCCCCACACCGACGUCGACAGCCCCCACGACCCUGGAUGUGCCCAGUUCCAGACCUCCUCUGGAGAAACAGUCGUCUUUACACCAACAGCAGCCCGCCUCUCAACCCACCAACCAAACAUCCAACCAGUCUCGUGCACCUGGCGUGACACAGCCCCCCUCCGGUCAACCAACUGCCCAAGCACCUAAACCGCCCCAGACACAACCGCAGCCGGCUCCGUCUGCCACGUCCUUCUUCUCAAUGGCCAAACCUCUGACGGCUGCAGUCACAGGCUUGGCCUCUACUUUCUUGUCCUCUGUUCCCACCGGGCAGCCCGCCCAGUCUCACCCUCCAGCCUCGGCCGCAUCUCAACAACACCAGUCUGCUGCAGCCGGUGUGGUCCCUCCGUCCCAUCCAUCCGCCGUGGUUAACGCCGCCUCCCAGCCCCCCUCAACUGCCGUGGACCUUUCGUCCCAACAGAGCCAAUCCUCCGGGCAGCCUCAAUCCCAUCUGAAUGGUGCUGCCACCACCCCUGAGGACCAGGCUCUUCAGCUGGAGGAAGAGCCGUGGUUGGAGGAGGAUAUGAUGUUGGAUGAAGAGGCCAGGACGCCCCCCGCUAAGCCAGAGGACACGCUCCCCGUGGAGGAGAAACGGGAGCUUUAUGAGGAGAGCAGGCCGCCGUCACCGUUGGAGGAAGAAGAGACACCGCCUGAAAGUCCUCCAGUCGUAGAGGAGCCCAAGGAGCCAGUGGAUCCAGCAGUCCGAGCCAAGGAGAACUGGCUAAGACUUUACAAUAAAGUCUUAGAACAGCUCCGGGAGGCUCGAGGAGAGACCUCCAGCUCGCUGUGGUUUGGUAAAGGAGGAGUGGGAGGGGCACUCUACAGUAUUGACAGCAUGCCUGACCUUCGCAAAAGGAAAGCCGUUCCUCUAGUCAGAGAUCUGGCGAUGUCUCUAGUGCAGAGCUCUCGUAAGGCUGGCAUCACCUCCGCCAUGGCUUCCACCACGCUCGGCAAUGAAGAGCUAAAAAGUCACGUUUAUAAAAAGACCCUGCAGGCUCUGAUCUACCCCAUCUCCUCCACUACUCCACACAACUUCGAGGUGUGGACAGCCACCACGCCCACCUACUGCUACGAGUGCGAGGGGCUGCUUUGGGGUAUCGCCCGACAAGGCAUGCGCUGCUCCGAGUGCGGCGUGAAAUGCCACGAUAAAUGCCAAGAUCUGCUCAAUGCCGACUGUCUGCAGAGAGCUGCAGAGAAGAGCUCAAAGCACGGGGCGGAGGACCGGACCCAGGGCAUCAUCAUGGUCCUGAAAGACCGCAUGAAAAUCCGAGAGAGGAACAAACCAGAAAUCUUUGAACUCAUCUUGGAAGUGUUCGCCCUCGACAAAACGACACACGGCACGCAAAUGAAACAAAUCAAGCAGAGCGUGCUUGAUGGGACCUCCAAAUGGUCGGCAAAGAUCAGCAUCACCGUGGUUUGCGCUCAGGGCCUGCAGGCUAAAGACAAGACAGGUUCCAGUGACCCUUAUGUAACUGUUCAAGUUGGAAAAACCAAGAAGAGAACCAAGACCAUCUAUGGAAACCUCAACCCUGUCUGGGAAGAAAACUUUCACUUUGAGUGCCACAACUCGUCUGACCGCAUCAAGGUUCGCGUGUGGGACGAGGACGACGACAUCAAGUCACGGGUCAAACAAAGGUUCAAACGUGAGAGCGAUGACUUCCUGGGGCAAACCAUCAUCGAAGUCCGGACUCUGAGUGGGGAGAUGGACGUUUGGUACAACCUGGACAAGAGAACUGAUAAGUCUGCGGUGUCAGGAGCCAUCCGGAUGCACAUAAGUGUGGAGAUCAAAGGAGAGGAGACGGUUGCUCCUUACCAUGUCCAGUACACCUGUUUACAUGAGCAUUUGUUCCAGUACACAACUGAAGAGCAGAAUGGCGGCGUCGUAAAGAUCCCCGAUGCCAAAGGGGAUGAUGCCUGGAAGGUGUAUUUUGAGGAGACUGCUCAGGAGAUCGUGGAUGAGUUCGCUAUGAGAUACGGAGUAGAGUCCAUCUACCAGGCCAUGACCCACUUUGCCUGCUUGUCAUCCAAGUACAUGUGCCCAGGAGUGCCGGCUGUGAUGAGCACCCUGCUUGCCAACAUCAAUGCUUACUACGCCCACACCACCCAGUCCUCCAACAAUGUUUCUGCCUCAGACAGAUUUGCUGCAUCAAACUUUGGCAAGGAGCGGUUUGUCAAACUGUUGGAUCAGCUGCACAACUCGCUGAGGAUCGACUUGUCCAUGUACCGGAAUAAUUUCCCUGCCAGCAGUCCUGAACGACUACAAGACCUCAAGUCCACAGUGGAUCUCUUGACAAGCAUCACAUUCUUUAGGAUGAAGGUUCAGGAGCUGCAGAGUCCCCCCAGAGCCAGCCAGGUGGUGAAGGACUGUGUGAAAGCCUGUCUGAACUCCACCUACGAGUACAUUUUCAACAACUGCCACGACCUGUACAACAGGGAAUAUCAGACAGACCCUUCAAAGGCGGUCCCCCCAGAUGAGCAGGGCCCCAACACCAAGAACCUGGACUUCUGGUCCAAACUCAUCACCCUGAUCGUCUCCAUCAUAGAGGAGGACAAAAACUCCUACACUCCUUGCCUUAAUCAGUUUCCCCAGGAACUGAACGUAGGCAAGAUCAGCGCCGAAGUCAUGUGGAACAUGUUCGCACAAGAUAUGAGAUACGCCAUGGAGGAGCAUGAGAAGAACCGCCUGUGUAAAAGCGCAGAUUACAUGAACUUGCACUUCAAGGUGAAGUGGCUCUACAAUGAGUACUGCAAGGAGCUGUCCACUUUCCAGAAGCACGUACCCGAGUAUCCAGCCUGGUUUGAACCAUUUGUUGUCAUGUGGUUGGACGAAAAUGAAGAGGUGUCAAGAGAUUUUCUGCAUGGAGCCUUGGAGAGGGACAAAAAAGACGGGUUCCAGGUCACGUCGGAGCACGCUUUGUUCUCCUGCUCGGUGGUGGACGUGUUCUCUCAGCUCAAUCAGAGUUUUGAAAUCAUCCGCAAACUGGAGUGUCCCGACCCUCAGAUCGUAGGCAACUACAUGAAGCGAUUCGCCAAGACCAUCGGGAAUGUGCUGCUGUCUUACGCUGACAUCAUUGCAAAGGACUUUCCAAACCAUGUCAAGAAGGAGAAAGUGCCAUGUAUCAUCAUCAAUAACAUCCAGCAGCUCAGAGUUCAGUUGGAGAAGAUGUUCGAGGCCAUGGGAGGCAAAAAUCUAAAUCUGGAGGCUAGUGACUUCCUGAAGGAGCUGCAGAACAAACUCAACAGUGUUAUGGACGACCUCAGCCGCAUCUUCGCAGUCAGUUUCCAGCCGCAGAUCGAGGACAACGUGAGGCAAAUGGGAGACAUCCUGGCCCAGGUCAAAGGUCAGACCGUCCCGGCCAACGGCAGCGUGGUUCAGGAGGCCGACAACGUCCUGCAGCCCAUUAUGGACUUCCUGGACAGCAACCUGUCGUUGUUUGCUAAGAUUUGUGAGAAGACGGUUCUAAAGCGAGUGCUGAAGGAGCUGUGGAAACUAGUGAUGAAUACAAUGGAAAAAACAAUUGUGCUUCCAACGCUCACUGAUCAGACGGGCACUCAGAUGAUCUUCAACGCUGCCAAGGAGUUGGGUCAGCUCUCCAAGCUUAAGGAGCACAUGGGCCGAGAGGAGGCCAAAGCUCUGAGUCCCAAACAGUGUGCAGUAAUAGAGCUGGCCCUGGACACUAUCAAGCAAUACUUCCAUGCCGGCGGUGUGGGCCUGAAGAAGACGUUCUUGGAGAAGAGUCCAGAUCUCCAGUCUCUGCGCUACGCCUUGUCUCUGUACACGCAGGCCACCGACAAGCUCAUCAGGAAGUUCGUCCUCUCGCAGAACGCUCAGGUCCACGGAGGAAAAGGACUCCGGUGCACGGCCAACGAAGACACGCCACCAGAGAAAGCAUCUGGAGUGGAUGCAGUAGGCGAGGUGGUGAUGUGCGUGGACAUUUUACCCCAACCUAACGGAGAGCACAAGAUCAGUAUCAAAGUGGUGGCUGCUAACGACCUAAAGUGGAAGGCUCAGGGCUUCAGGCCCUUUGUGGAGGUCUACAUCAUCGGCCCUCACCUCAGCGACAAGAAGAGGAAAUUUGCCACAAAGUCCAAGAACAACACCUGGUCACCCAAGUUCAAUGAGGGCUUCCAGUACUCGUUGGGCACAGAGGUCGGUCCAGAGAGCUACGAGCUGCAGGUGUGUGUCAAGGACUACUGCUUCGCCAGGGAGGACCGCACCGUGGGCAUGUCCGUGGUGCAGGUGAAGGACAUAGCCAGCAAGGGCAGCGCCACCCUCUGGAUGCCGCUGGGCCGACGCGUCCACAUGGACGAGACGGGCCUGACCGUGCUGCGCAUCCUCUCUCAGCGCAACAACGACGACGUGGCCAAAGAGUUCGUCAAGCUCAAAUCGGACCAGCGCUCAGCCGAGGAGGGACGCAGCUGAGGGGGACAGGAAGAGAAAGGACACGCACGCACACACAGCAGAGACACAGUAAACUAUUCUGCACACCGAUAAUAGUCCCACCGACAUAGAUAAACAAGUGUAUGUGCAGCAUUCAAGCACACAUAUGAGAAGGCUCUAUUGUACAUAUACCUGCAUACAUUAUGCAACAUCCACUUCAUCAAUGCAAGCAUAAAGAAUUGUUUGUAAAUAUGCAUAUUUCAUAAAGAAUAUUUCAACAGCUCAACCCAAAGCUUUCCGUCUGGGGUUAGUCCAAGAUAAGCAAGCACCCUCAACCAUCAAUAUUCUCCAUUACGCAUUGCACCUUUUAUACGGCGUACAUGUACAUUGAUAUGAUGCAACGCAGAACGACGGCUAAAAGUGAGGACGACCACUUUGCACUUUUGAUUCGCUGCGUCUUCGAGAGAGCUGUCCACGCUUUGCUGUGCUCUCCGUGUGUCCGUCCAGACCUUCCAGUAUGUUGCGUCCCCCCGCCCCGCUGGUGGCAACCCCACUGCUAGUCCGCCCUUCCUGUGCUAACGUCCUGCAUGUUGACCCCCAGGAAAACUGUGAUGCACUUUGUUGUAACCAUGGCAACCGUACCCCCUCGUGCAUCAAGGUUGGAGCGGGUCUUCACUAUUUUGUGAUCAUGGUACACAUAUAACCCCGUCCUAAACCGGCUUCAUAAUAACGACCCGAACUGCUGAUUCUGACAUGUGUUGAUAAAGAAGAGGGAAGUGGCCACACAAAGCAAUACCCCAGUGUCUGACACUCCCCUCCAGUGCACAUUAACUCCAAAAAAGGGCUACAGGAUUGGUGGUUUACGCACUAAUAAAUACUGUGUAUGCUUUUUUUGGCAAAUUGACCUCCCUGUUUCACCCCUGUGCCCCGUCGUCCACCUCCUCUGCCAUCGAUACGCCGCCACGCAGAAAGGCUUUCAUGAGGGACGCUGUGGAGGAAGCCCGAAGGACACGCGAUGUACGAGGACACUUUUUCCCUGAUUGCCUGCACACUAAACUAAUCUCUUUAACGCAAUAGUCGUUUGUUUGUUCACAAAACCAUGACGUUUUUGCGAAGAACAAACCGUCUGAGAACACUGUUGCGUCUUUUGUUUGUGCGUGCGCGCGUGUGUUGAUUGAUUGAUUGUCAGACCUUAAAGGGAUUUGAGAUUGUGAGCAAUAUGAUCUAUUUACACACAUAAAUGUAUGCGCUGUCAAUAUAAAUAGAGGAGCACCAACUGCAAUAUCCACAUCCAUGAAAUGGUAAAAGUUAUUAUAGUUUUUAUUUUAUUACCUUUUGUUAUGAAUGCAUAAAAUCCCCCUCCCCGCUGGAAGGGUGUGAGCUUUUUCUCACAUUUUGAAGAAGGGAGAAAGUGUUUUUAUCCUUGAAUUCCUUUUUGCCUUUUAGGACCAAAUUUGCACGAACCAUUGCUCGUUUUUUCCUCAAACAAAGAAGCCAUCGGAGUCGCCGCCAAGCGUUACUGUUGUUUUCAGUCUUGUUAAGUGCGUCCAUUCAACAGUGCAGUCGCGUUGUUUUUGUUUGUUUAAUAAUUAUUUCAGGGUACAAGACGAAACUUGACAUGUCAGGUUGUUGCCAAAAAAGCAACAACAAAACUAUUAAUUUAUAACCGUCGUCCAGUUUCGGGCUCGUUGGUUGCCUGCUUCAUCUAUGUACGCACACACAUACUGCUGCACACGCACACCCACAUCUACACAACGAUCUCUGCUCAAGCACAAGAGGGCACAUGUGAGAUGACACAUGCAUGCGUGCACGCUGCACAACUUUGUGGAGACCAAUGACGCCCACCCUGUGAAUAGAAUCUACUUACAAUUGCAUGAUGGGAACUUAUUCGUGCCAGCACGUGUCUCUUUGAUGUAACUUUCGAAUUUCCUUUUUCUUUAUAAUUGCCACGGCUGUGUAAUAAGUCAUAUUGUUUUUCUUUUGUUUUUCCAAAAUGCUUGUGAAUACGUCAUCUGUAACCAAUAUGAAUGUAGUGUCAACACAACUCGCAUGAGAGAAUUAUUUUCUACAAAGGAUGUUUCUAAUUUGUUUCUUAUCAUUAUUGAUCGUUCUUUAAUGAGGAGAAAGGGGAACUGGAAUGCAGCCUGAUUGUGAUCUGCUUCCUAUUAAAGGGACAUUUGUGUCAUUA